UAGGCUAAAAACAACAAUAGCCAGCAAAAGAAGUAAAAAGGAAAUAAAUUAAAAAAAAUUAAAAUAGUAAAGUAACUCGAAAUGCCAAUGCCAUUACAAAAACAAACCAUUAAUAACAAAUAAAUUUAUAAAAAUAAAAAGUAUGCAUCUUUUAACCAUAUUGAGGGUGUCCUGUUGUAGUUAAUUGGAAUGUGUGUUCAUGGACAUAAUAGGAAAAGUUUGCAGCUUGAAUCAUUAUAAGACUGAAGACUGAUAGGAGAAGGUGACUAAAAUCCAGCUCCAAGCUAUAUUUCCACAUUUACGUUUGUGUUUGGCUUUUUGGUGCAAUAACGAAUAACUGGAAAGAAAUUUUAAUAUGCGUUGGACAGUUCAUUUAGAAGGAGGGCCUCGACGCGUUAAUCAUGCUGCCGUAUGUGUGGGAGAAUAUAUAUUUUCUUUUGGCGGCUACUGCACAGGGGAUGAUUAUCGAUUCAGUGAAAGUAUUGAUGUUCACGUCUUAAACAUUCAAACACUUAGAUGGACUUUAUUACCACAAAGAAGAGACGAAAAUGGUACCAUAUUAAAAUACCCCGAAGUACCAUUUCAGAGAUAUGGACACACAGCGGUAGCGCAUAAAGAUAAAAUCUAUAUAUGGGGCGGUCGAAAUGAUGAAAGCCUUUGCAAUGUCUUAUAUUGCUUCGAUCCUAAAACGUUGAGUUGGUCAAGGCCUCCAGUAAUUGGGGCAAUACCAGGAGCUCGUGAUGGACAUUCAGCAUGCGUAAUCGACAAUUGUAUGUACAUAUUUGGAGGUUUUGUUGAGGAAAUAAAUGAAUUUUCUUGCGAUGUCCACGCUUUAAAUUUUAACACAAUGGAAUGGCGAUAUAUCCAAACUUUUGGUGUAGCUCCUUCUUUUCGAGACUUUCAUACAGCUGAACAUAUUCACGGACGCAUGUAUAUAUUUGGUGGGCGUGGUGAUAAGCACAGUCCAUACCACAGUCAAGAGGAAAUAUAUUGUCCUGAAAUUGUUUAUCUUGACCUAAAGACAAAGGUUUGGCAUCGACCAUCUACAACUGGAAAGGUACCCGUGGGCAGAAGGAGUCAUUCUAUGUGUAAGCAUAUAUACAUACAUAUGUGUCAUACCCACCAUGAGAGAUUAAAUUUUUCUUGCAUCAAUCUUCCUACAGUUAUUUACAAUAACCUAAUAUAUGUUUUUGGCGGCUAUAAUGGUCUCUUGGACCAGCAUUUUAAUGAUUUAUAUACGUUCGAUCCAAAAGCUAAUUGCUGGAAUCUUGUUAAACCACACGGCAAACCUCCAACACCCCGCCGACGUCAAGUUGGCAUAGUAAAAAACCAACGUUUAUUUCUAUUUGGCGGAACUAGUCCUUACCCUCAUGCUACUGCUCAGGAACAACAAGCAUUUCUUAUUGAUAACAACGAUACAAAUGUAUUAGAUUUUGAGCCAUCGUUAAAAACCUUAUCAAUUUUGGCAGUAGUAGAACAUCGUAUUGAUACCACAUGGUUGCCCAGAGAACUAAGACUGGAAAUUAAAGCCAUGACACAACCAAACUCUAUAAGUCGACCUAUAAAUCAUGCCGGUUGAAUACAAAAGAAACGAAUUCACGAACAGAGUGAUCACAAACAUCUUUUUAUAAUGUUACACAAACACACAAAUUUAAUAUGGCAUUUAGAGGAGAACUCUGAAAUCAAUAGGAUAUUUUUUUGGCUUUACGUUGUACAAAAAGUAUUAACUUGUAAAAGCGCAUAUAAUUAAGAAAGAAAGUUGAACGAGUGCACUGUCUAUAAAAGUAUAUUAUGUAUUUUCGUCAUCACAUUUUGCCAAUAUUUGAUUUAAAAUCUUUAUUUAGAUUUUGUUCCAUUUUAUUUUACUUUGGUUGGCAUACACUUGUCUCCUCGAAAAUGUGUGCAAUUUGAAAAAAAAACAUUAAUCGCAACACAGCGUGCUGGACAUUCUUUAAAUUGCUUACCUGCUGCUCUGCCAACAAUGUAAAUGUUUACUCAGUGUCUACUUACAAAAGAAAGAAUGCUUUAGAGGAAUGCGGCACUUUAAUCAAGUAACUUGACCUUUUGUAAGUGUAUUGUAACCAGGGUUUGAAUUACUGACUUCAAAAUAGUAACAGCACAGAAGAAUUAAUUUUGUUUGAACUUUUUUCAGUCAAAAAAAAAAAAGCCAACUGAUUACUAAGGCUCUGACUAUGAAAAAUAAACAAGCAACAGCAAAAGCCAAAAAGAAAAACAGAAGAACUUAACUUCUUAAGCAAACAAUUAAAGCAAGCAAAACUACAUGAAUCGGGUUGAAUUGCUUAACUGUCAGCAUUUAAGUAAUAUACAGUAUAUAUCAAAUCACGUAAAAUUCUAACAUGUUUGUCCGUAGGUAGUAAUUAUGCCACAGCCUUUAAAAAUGAUAAUGUUGGUCUGACAUUUUGCACAUACCCAUAUUUUUGUUGUACGCAGAUUAAGUUCUUGAACGGCCAAAUCGGACAUAUCGGGUAUAUAAACCGAUAUUCCGAUGUUGGGGCUUAAGCCCACAAAAUGCGCCUUUGUUACCCGAUUUUGCUGAAAUUUGUGUAAGACCUCUCGAUGUAGGUGCCUGAUAUUGAAAUAAAUGUAAGCAAGACAUGAUUAAUGCACUUUAGCACGUUUUAAACGUUUUUGCUUUUAGUGUUUUCUGUGUAUUUGCUGAACUAUGCAAGUCGAGAAAAGAGCAAGUUUAAAGCAAGAAAAAUUUACUAAACCUGAAUACUGACAGUUAAGAAGUUCAUAUUGAUUCAUAUUGCUUGACUGGCUUUGAAUGCUUGGACUGUUUGUUUACGAAGUCAAGUUAAAUAGUUCCUUUUUUUAAUUGCUUUAGCUGUUGCUUGUUUAGUUUUCAUAGUCACAGUUAAAGCAAAAAGUCAAGCAUUGAAAAUUGUCAAGCAAUUCAAACCCUGACUGUAAUCUCUUGUUUAAGUUAAGAAAGACUAGUUUUUGUAUAUUUUGAGUUUGCAAAACAAAAAAAGUAUUUUAGAAAAUUUAAAUUGUGUUAUUAGUUAUUAUUUGUUUUGUAAUUAAUGAUACAAUAUAUAAUAUGAGUUCAAUUGGAAA
Molecule: messenger RNA, 3081 nt
Organism: Stomoxys calcitrans (stable fly)
Lineage: Eukaryota; Metazoa; Arthropoda; Insecta; Diptera; Muscidae
Product: kelch domain-containing protein 3
Exons: 7
Coding region: 356-1579 (407 amino acids)
Cellular component (GO): cytoplasm
Molecular function (GO): chromatin binding; protein binding
Source: RefSeq, a predicted model, not a curated record